Messenger RNA from Gorilla gorilla gorilla (western lowland gorilla), 3736 nucleotides. It is a transcript of the gene TEX13D, whose product is annotated as TEX13 family member D. The transcript is spliced from 2 exons. Gene Ontology annotation, molecular function: mRNA binding. The record is from RefSeq and is a predicted model, not a curated record. The coding region runs from base 257 to 2215 and encodes 652 amino acids. NCBI's taxonomy places the organism in Eukaryota, Metazoa, Chordata, Mammalia, Primates, Hominidae.
CUUUUCUCUGUGACGUGUCGCGGAGUCGCCGGUAGGGUUCGGUGUGGCGAGGGGGACCUGCUUCUCUCUUUGUGAGAACAAGGGAGUGAGGGAGGAAGGAGGCCAAGGAGGAGGCCAGGACUGAGCAAGGACUAAAGUAAGACUGAAAGGGGAGGUGAGGGGUGGACUGGUUGUCGGCAGCAGCCGGUACCGGAAGCGGCGGCGGCAGCCGAGGCGACGCACCGUGAGGCAGCUGCUUGACUAGGCCACAGCCGCCAUGGCGAUGAAUUUUGGGGACCAUGCCAGCGGGUUCCGCCACGAUGAUGUGAUCAGGUUCAUCAACAAUGAAGUCCUCAGGGACGGCAGCGGCCCAGCCUUUUACGUGGCCUUCCGCUCGCAGCCGUGGAACGAGGUAGAGGACAGGCUUCAGGCCAUUGUGGCCGACUCGCAGGUGCCGCGCGCCAUCAAGAGGGCCUGUACCUGGAGCGCUUUGGCUUUGAGCGUGCGAGUGGCCGCGAGGCAGCGGGAGGAGCUGCUGCACCACGUUCGGCGGCUGCAAAGGCAUGCGGAGGAGCGCCAGGCGACCUCCUGGGCUCUAACGUCCCAGCUGCAGCAGCUGCGCCUGGAGCAUGAGGUGGCGGUAACACAGCUGCACCUCGCGCAGGCUGCCCUGCAGCAGGCGCUGAAUGAGCUUGAUGGGCUGUACGGGAGGCUGCUCCAGAUCGAGAGGUUUCCCCAGGCCGCUCCACUGGCCCAUGAAAUAAUGUCUGGGCCGCAAGCAGAGCAGAAUGGGGCUGCGGCAUGUCCCCUGGCUACAGAGCAGCAGAGCGAUAUGGUGGCCAUGGGGACACAUGCUAAUGCCCAGAUGCCAACCCCGACAGAUGUUCUUUAUGUGCCAGGAUCUCUGAGUCCCUGGGCCCAGGGCAUGCAACCCCUUCUGCCAGGGCCACAUCCAUUCUCACACCCACCAGCAUUCCCAAUGAAAUUCCCAUCCUUGCCACCUCUACCACCUGCUGUAGUCAUGGGGGCAGAAGCAGCAGCAGUCCCACUUCAGAUGCCUCCUACUGAGAUCCACCCACCUUGCCCGUGGCCUGCAGUGGGCUUCCAGGAGGAGAUGGCCCCUCUGUGGUACCAGAGAAGCUACAUCCAGGAGGAAGGUUCCAAAAUCCUUCAGGGGUCAUUCCCCUUAGGAGACAGCAGAAGCCACAGCCAGGGAGAAGGUUCAGAGAGGUCCCAAAGAAUGCCCCUCCCCGGGGACAGUGGGUGCCACAACCCACUGUCAGAGAGUCCCCAGGGGACAGCCCCACUGGGGAGCAGUGGAUGCCACUCCCAGGAAGAAGGUACAGAAGGACCCCAGGGGAUGGAUCCCCUGGGGAACAGAGAGAGACAAAAUCAGAAAGAAGGUCCAAAGAGGGCCCGGAGGAUGCACACCCUGGUGUUUCGCAGGAGCCACAAAUCAGAAGGUCCAGAGGGGCCCCAGGGGACUGUCCCCCAGGGAGACAGCAGAAGCUACAGCCAGGAAGGAUGUUCAGAUAGGGCCCAGGAGAUGGCCACCCUGGUGUUUAUCAGGAGGUGCAAACCAGAAGGUCCAAAGAGGCCCCAGUGGACUGUCCCCCUGGGGGACAGCAGAAGUCAUAUCAAGGAAGAAGGCCCGGAGGGGCCCCAGAGGAUUGUCCUCCAGGGAGACAACAGAAGCUAUAGCCAGGAAGGAAGCCCAGAGAGGGCCCAGGGGAUGGCCACCCUGGUGUUUAGCAGGAGCUGCAAACCAGAAGAAGGUCCAGAGAGGCCCCAGGACACUCCCCUGGGGGACAGCAGAAGUCAUAUCAAGGAAGAAGGCCCAGAGGGGCCCCAGAGGAUUGUCCUCCAGGGAGACAACAGAAGCUAUAGCCAGGAAGGAAGCCCAGAGAGGGCCCAGGGGAUGGCCACCCUGGUGUUUAGCAGGAGCUGCAAACCAGAAGAAGGUCCAGAGAGGCCCCAGGACACUCCCCUGGGGGACAGCAGGAGCCAUGGUGUCAGAGAAAGCCCAAAGAAAUGGCAACCUCAGAGGCAGAAGGCCAAGAAACCAGAAGUGAAUAAAGUCUCGGGAUCCCAGCAACAGGAGAAGCCUGCCUCAUUUCCAGUUCCAAUGAAUUGGAAAUGCCCAUGGUGUAAAGCCAUUAAUUUUUCAUGGCGUACGGCCUGCUAUAAAUGCAAGAAAGCCUGUGUGCCAUUUGAGAGUGGAGGACAAACUCAGUGAUUUCAGGAAGGUGGUGGAUUCUGGAUGGCCGAUGCUGAUUGGUUAAUACCCUGGAGAAGCUGAAGUCAUGAAGCCUUUUCUUUUCCUUUUUGUUUCACUCCUUUUCCUGAAAAAGCCAUGUAUGUGGCUGGGAGCAGUUGUGUGAUUUUAGAGUUAGAAGCUAUGUUGAAUUUUAGGAACAGUACUUUUCCUUGAAAAUGCUGUUAUUCCUUUGGAAACAAAUUUUAGAAUCACCACACUUCCUUGAAAAUGCUAUUAUUCCUUUUGAAACUACUGCAAUGUUCAUGUUUUCUUCAUUUUGCUUUGUUGGUUUUAUAGGUGAGGUUCUGUUUUUGUAUCUCAGCCCCACCAAACUUGCUUGUUGCUGAAGAAGCUGAACCUGUUCCAUUAGAAGAUCUUCCAAAGCCAAAAGAAAGUGAGACUGACUGCAGACUUACUGGCUGCAGCAGAGAGGAGUAAGAGGAAGUCAGAGAAGAAGAGAUGAUUUGACACUCAUUGGGGGAAAAGGAAGAGCAGAAUUGUUUUGUUAGAAUUGAAUUUUUCCAUUGGGACAAGGAAUUAACUUGGAAGAGUUUGGGGGGUUGUGUUCAAUUCUGUAGAUGAUAGCAACUUUGAUGAAUUUCGUUUAGUUUGUUAAAUAGUUAUUGUCUAAUAUGUGUUAGGAGCUAGACUUAUAGGUUAUUAUUUGGUGCACACAUCAUAAUCCUUGUUGCUGAGUUGGUUAGAAGAUAGGAGAGAGCAUAAUUUGGGAUACAGAUUAGAUCAGAGGUAUCUUCUUUGCCUUGCAUGUAGUGUUGCCUUAGGUAAAACCAAUUUAAAUAACAUCUAGAUCCAUUUUUGCAGUUUUGUGGGCAAUGUGAAAGAGACUUGCAUGAAAGGUCUUGAGUAACCAAACUGCUAGUCUCAUUGGUUUGCAGGUGAGACAAAUAAGCAGUGGCAAAGUUCAGGAAAGUGGUCUUACAGAAGUGCAGGCAGGGCUUUUCUGAUUGUCUGCUGAUUUCCUCCUUUGAGAGGGACAGAUAUUUUCCUGGCUGCCAGUAAGCCUGCCUGAAAGACCACUGGGGUGUCUUGAAGAAAGACAGUGCUCUGAGGAGUAUUCACUACACACUCCAGCCCUCAGCCUCGGGCUGCCCCCAUUCCAAGUCCCUUUCUAGUCAAUAGGUGGAUGAAGAACAAAAUGGAUUUCAAGGACAGACAGACAGACAUAAGGGCUGUGGGCUAUGGAUGGUGUUUCUCUUGAGAGGACUAAUUGGGUUAAAAAUAAAACUGGACUGGGGCCAGCACUCUUGGGAAUGCCCCUGGACCCUUCCUCUUUGGCGUGUUCUCUGCAGGCUCCCCCAAGGCAGCUGCUGCAAGGCAAGGAGGGAUCCAGGGUAGAGCUCAGGGGUGGUGGGUUAGAUCUGCCUCCAGUCCAAGCUAAAGAUGUCUUCAAGUUUCCCUGUAAGAUCCCGCCCAGCUCACCAAAAUCAACCUUUGUCAGGGGUUUUCUGAUCCUAACUAGUAAUAAAGAGUGUGCACUGG